This is a messenger RNA of Spirometra erinaceieuropaei, 700 nucleotides long. Lineage: Eukaryota; Metazoa; Platyhelminthes; Cestoda; Diphyllobothriidea; Diphyllobothriidae. The record is from the annotation of a GenBank genome assembly.
AUGGCCGUGUUGGCACAGGCCAUGGCUGUCCCCGGCUGCGCGCGUCGCCAGCACAGGAACUGGUUCGGUGGCAACGACGCAGCCAAUAGUAACCUGUUCGCCAAGAAGAACAGGCUGCACAGAGCUUAUCUCGACGGUACAACUGACGCGAACAAAGUGGCCUUUCACCAAUGUCGCCGUCUUACGCAGCAACGCCUGCGAGAAAUGCACAACUCCUGAGGGGGGGGGGUACUAAGACCGAGGAGAUCCAGGCAUAAACCGACCGCAACGAAUCAAAGAACUUCUUCGCGCCGUGCAACAACUCUUCAACGAGAAAGCACCCGACUCCGAUGCGAUCCCAGAUGAAAUCUACAGGCACGGCUACCACCAAUUGAUGGACCAACCGGCGACGCCAUUUCAAGAGAUGGGACGCCGCGGACAGCUUCCUCAAGAUUUAAAGAACGCAACCAUCCCCCACACGGGAGUUCUAGAACAGACCGGAAUCCUCAGCAUCCAGGCCAUGCUAAGACAGCUUCAGCUACGUCGGGACGACCAUCUUGUGAGGAUGAAAGAUGUAUGUCUACCGAAAGAACUCUUCGAUGGUGAUGUAGCCACCGGUUCUCGCCGACUGGGAAGCCCAAAACGACGCUACGAGAGCACAAUGAAGAAGUCUCUUAAGCGACUGCAUAUCAAUCCAGAGACCUGGGAGGACCUUGUCUAA